ACUAAAAUUUAUUAGCUCGAACAGCAAUAAUUACACAUAAUUACAAUAUAUUUUUUAAACCUAUAGCAAUUAAUAUAAUUAUACAUACACAAACAUAUAUAUUUUUUCCAAAUUUACCAUUAUAUUUUGCGAAAAAGUGUGCAAUUCAAAUAGAGUACGAAAAUGCGUGGCAACAUUCGCGAUUGUGAACCAACAACAUCAUGUCUGCGUCGUAAUAUUUAUCAUCUGCACGUGCCGCUGUUCGUCAUCGACACUAUACGACUAUUUCAGGAUCAUCCGAAAUUUCUGCGCGGCCUAAACGAGUAUCACAUUAUUGACAUGCUUAAGAAGGAGGGUUAUGCUUGUGGUGAUGUCGAGGCACAAGUGAAAAUGGCGCUAAAAGAGCUUUCCUCCAGCGGAUUCGUACGUUGCAUAAACAAUGGAUAUAGAACAUUGGGACCAUUUGCACGUCUGGCACUGGCGCGUACACCACGGCAGUUCAAUAUCGCAUGGGAUCGGCUUUGUGAGUUGCAGAAAAUCAGCACCACGAGCUUGAGUUCAUCGUGUAGCUCACGCAUUCCGUCUACAAUGUAAAAGAUUUAGAUAAAUAUAAUACGAAAGAAAGAGAGAGAGAGAGUGAGGGAGAGUGUGUGUUUAAGAGAGUACCACUUU
This is a messenger RNA of Bactrocera tryoni, 651 nucleotides long. RefSeq lists its product as uncharacterized. The record is from RefSeq and is a predicted model, not a curated record. Lineage: Eukaryota; Metazoa; Arthropoda; Insecta; Diptera; Tephritidae. The transcript has 2 exons. The coding region runs from base 163 to 573 and encodes 136 amino acids.